Aspergillus puulaauensis is the source of this 1539-nucleotide messenger RNA. RefSeq lists its product as uncharacterized. Gene Ontology annotation, molecular function: homogentisate 1,2-dioxygenase activity. The record is from RefSeq and is a predicted model, not a curated record. The coding region runs from base 1 to 1539 and encodes 512 amino acids. The transcript is spliced from 4 exons. Gene Ontology annotation, cellular component: cytoplasm. NCBI's taxonomy places the organism in Eukaryota, Fungi, Ascomycota, Eurotiomycetes, Eurotiales, Aspergillaceae. Gene Ontology annotation, biological process: L-phenylalanine catabolic process.
AUGGCCGCCCCUCCAAUCAAAGAACGCACCCCUAUCAAGGACCUGCAAAAGGUCUUCCACUACACCGACACCAUGACCCGCAAACCAACCCGCGACAACGACCCCUACGAGUACACGGCCGGGUUCGGCAACAGACACCAGUCCGAGGUCAUCCCAGGCACGCUACCUGCUGGUCAGAAUAACCCCCAGGCCCCGAGAUUCGGUCUAUACACAGAGGGCAUCACAUAUUCGGCGUUUACGGCGCCCCGGCAUUCCAAUUUCAGUACUUACAUGUACCGCGUUAGGCCGGCUGCUGCUCAUAAUGGAUACAAGACCAAUAUCCAGCACAAAGCAGAUAUCGAAAACUGCUUCUUAACGCUUAACCCGCGCGUCGCUACACUAGCAGAACAGGGCGAGUGGGCUCCCUUCCCCUUGCCCAAGGAAGACGAGAAGAUCGAUUUUGUUGAUGGACUGCACACCAUCGGUGGAAGUGGUGAUCCGAAUCUACGUGAGGGAAUCGCAUUAUAUGUUUUUAUGAUCAAUGCCGACAUGGAUCACCGAGCCUUCUGCAAUACGGACGGUGACUUCCUUAUAGUAGCACAGCUGGGGAACCUGGAUAUCCAAACCGAGCUGGGGAUGUUGUUCGUCCAACCCGGCGAGAUCUGUGUUAUCCCACGCGGAAUCCGCUUUGCUGUGCGUUUGGGCCCUGGUCAUUCUGCUGCGAGAGGGUACAUCACUGAGGUAUGGGGAUCGCGGUGGGAACUCCCUGACUUGGGUCCGCUUGGAGGUCAUGGACUUGCGAAUCCGAGGGACUUCUUGCAUCCUGUUGCGCACAUUGAUGAGAAUUUACAUGAGGAUUGGACUGUCGUCAAUAAGGCGAAUGGACUGUAUAAUGCUCUUGAGCAGGACCAUAGUCCGUUUGAUCUUGUUGCGUGGCAUGGCAAUGUCGUUCCUUACAAGUACGACCUGACCAAAUUUUCCUCCCAAAACGCAACCUCGAUCGACCACACCGACCCAUCCGUAAACUGCGUCCUUACAGCUCCCUCACGCGACCCCGUCACCCCUCUCGCCGACUUCCUCUGGUUCGGCCCCCGCUGGGACGUCGCCUCGAAUACCUUCCGCCUGCCUUACUUCCACCGCAACUCGGCGACGGAGUUCCUGGCCUCCCUGUACGGGAAUGGCCUCGGCCGGUCUGACGACUUCUUACCUGGCGGCGGGAGUGUAGAGAUCAGUCACACGCCGCAUGGGAAUUUCAGUCCGGAGUAUGUUUGGGAGAGUAGAGAGCAGGUUAAUGAGCCGAGGAGGAUUCUGGAGAACCAAAUGACCAUUAUGGUUGAGAGCAGCCGGUCGUUCCUCUUCACCGAGUAUGCGCGCUCUGGCUGUGGUGUGUUUAAAGACCAGGGCACGGAUCCGAGGGCCUGGGAUGCGCUUCCGGAUAAGUUUUCGGCUUAUCCUAAUAUUCAGGAGAUACUGCGCCAGGUGAAGAAGGAUAAGCAGGAGAGGAAAGAGCGGUUGGAGGUGUUUUAUGAUGAUGAGCGGUUGGCUGAGUUGGCGAAGUGA